Messenger RNA from Dichotomopilus funicola, 729 nucleotides. RefSeq lists its product as uncharacterized. The coding region runs from base 1 to 729 and encodes 242 amino acids. The record is from RefSeq and is a predicted model, not a curated record. The transcript is spliced from 2 exons. NCBI's taxonomy places the organism in Eukaryota, Fungi, Ascomycota, Sordariomycetes, Sordariales, Chaetomiaceae.
AUGGCCCUCCAACACUCCCUCCUCCUGCCCAUCGGGCUGGUCCUCUUCCUCCUCGCCGUCGACGCCGCGGUCACCAUGGGCCUCGUCUCAACCAUGGUCGCAUUCCUCCACGGCGACGGCAGAGGCCCAUUCCCCUUCACUCCUCCGAGCGGCUCGCAUUUAUUGAUACUCGCCGGCGAGCCCGUCAACCUAGUCGUCAACCAAGGCCACACCACCAAUGCCGCGGGCGGAACAGCCCUGAUUUUAGUCGGGUUCGGCGGGAGCAUCGCGUUGUGGUUGGAACGCCGGUCCCGGAAAAAGUGGGACCACUCCUCCCCCUUCUUCCACCUCUGGUCCCUCCUCGUCCUCCUCAGCUGGCUCCUCACCACAGGCGCGCUCAUCUACACCUUCGUCGAAACCUCCCACACCAGCGGGCAAUCCAUCGACGUCGCAGCAGUCCGCGAUCUAGCGGGGUCGACAACACACUACCCGUACGGCCGCUGGACGCCGGAGAACUGGUAUGCCGCGGUGCUGGAAUUGCCGCUGCAGGACGCGACGCAGCGCCGGGCGCUGAGGGGUGAGAUGACGGUGAUGCGUGGGUGGCGGUGGAAUUUGGUGCCGAUGUUUGUGUUGGGGUUUGGGUUGUUGGUGUUGGUGGUGUUGGAGCUGGUGAGGGUGAGGAGGAGGGGUGCGCAGAACGUGUCGAUGACGGAGGUUUUGGCGGAGCCGUUUGAGAAGGUUAGUGCGUAG